Molecule: messenger RNA, 2414 nt
Organism: Raphanus sativus (radish)
Lineage: Eukaryota; Viridiplantae; Streptophyta; Magnoliopsida; Brassicales; Brassicaceae
Exons: 1
Coding region: 1-426 (141 amino acids)
Source: RefSeq, a predicted model, not a curated record
AUGGACCAAGGAGAAAAUGAGGUGGUAUGGAUGAAUGACGCCAUGGAUGGUGAAUCUUUCAUUGAAAUACAAAUCAACAAACUAGCAACUGGAGUGAGCAUAUCUUCUUCUUCUUCUCCAAGUAAUGAAAUGCAGACGUCAGCAAUCUUCUCGUCGGCCUCUAGCUACUUCUCUACAUACAGCAUCGUGACAACGAAGUUGAUGAUGAAACUGGGGUGUUUGAGUAUAGUGGGGGUCAUAAGGGAGAAACUGAACGUGGGAGAGAAGUGGGUCCUCAAUGUUAUUCACGGACGACGAAGCAAGAUCUCCCUUCAUUGCCACUGCAAAGGCGGCACCAAUUACAGCAAGGAAACAUUAACGGACGACUCCCUCACGGCAGCCAUCGCAUACUGCAAUGCAUCCUCUUUUUCCCGUCAACAAAUUUAAUACUCUUUCUAUCAUUGUUGUUAUUGUUGGCUGUAGACAAGAUUACUAAUGUUGGUAAUCACAUAGGGAAUGGAUAUUGGGGCAUUAGGUCCUAUCUACUGGUAUAAUGAAUCAAGUCGUUUAAUAUUAUCGCUUUAAGAAUAUUUUCUCUCGUAUUGCAAUGUGUGAUAACCAAGUAAGAGACGUUAUGACGAACUGGACAAGUCGAAGAAUGAAGGGCCUGGUUCACUCUUCAUCCAACUGUAAGUAAUGACUAUAUAACACUACUCUGAAUUCUUCUUCGCAUUCAUCACCAAUACCAUCACUUCUGUCUUGUAUAACUUCAUAUACAUGGUACCACAAUGAUUUCUAAAAUAUGCAAUCACAUGCAAUUAUUUACACUACAAAUAUGGGGAAGACAUGUAACCACACUAUCCUGAUCCAACAAAUAUGCAUAGGUACAUAGAUAAAUAACAUAUAUGUGUUGGCAAGGCAGAGCAAUAAACGGAAUUGCAAGAUCCACUUGGGAAAUUGGGAAAUUCAAUGUAUCCUCUUUUGUCACCAGAGGACUCGUCCUUGGCAAAUGGACUAAGUAUAUUCUUAACAGCUGAAUAUCAACAAACAAGCUGAAUGCCAAAUAGAACCAGGAAACUCAGAUCCAAUAUAACAUUUCUGACAGCAGACUAGAAAAAUCCUCAUCAAUUGAGCCAAAUAACUCUAAAAGGAAUGUUUUGAGUUGCAGAAGGACCUGUAACGUAAACAAGGAUAUUUAAUCUACCAUGUAACUGUUGAGUCACAGGCUCAACCUAGUUCAGAUUCCAGAUAUGAACACAGUUAUUUUUCACUAAUAGCUAAAGCUAGUGCACGAAUAGUGUUUCGUCCAACGACACAGUAUUAAAAGCUAAGCUGACAGAUACAAUUAGUCAAAAGAGGUUAAAGACCAGUGAGGUUCAAUCAUUAGCCAAUGAUGAUGGUCAGAAGUGAAAUGUUGCCAAACUUUUCAAAUUGAUUAUGGCAUAUGUAAGCAACACAGAAGAAAAGAUCUAUUGAAAAUUCAUCAUAUACUCGAAGCUGAAAGAUGGAUUCAUAUGGGGGCUCCUAUAGACAAUCCUAGCUCUUAAUAGUGGCAGGUUAUUUAGGACACCAGAGAACAACAAGACAUUUCUGUAUCUAACUAAUAGAUCAUCACGUGCAUUCCUAACAAACAACUAUACAGCCUCACCAAUUGAGCCCGACAUGGGUUCUCGUUUCACACAACUACAUUGUGAACUCAAAAGCUACAUGCACUGUAAAGGUCUUAGCAAUUAGUAACCAUUAGCUUAAUCUUAGAAGUUAGAAGCAUUGCUUGGGAGUUGAAUGGUCAUAUCUCUCUUGCUGGCAUGACUGUAUGAUUUAUCAGGAAUAUGCAGACAAGAUGAACAAGUCCAUAUCUGUACGAAGUAAAGAAAUGACAACAGGUUAAGAAAAGAAGCAGCUUUUAUAGACGCCUUCGAUUCGUUGUAUGAGGGUCCAAAGUCGCUGAGCCAAUGGUCUCUACAAGAAGGAGAAAAAAAAAUCAACCAUGAUUAGAAGGUGCGGAUAAGGAAGAGUGACCUGCCUCCUCUAUCAGAUGGUAGGUACCAAUAACACACCUGCUCAGAAUCACCCCAUCUACGGAAAGCAGAAAAUGACUGCAAACAAGAGAAGAGGAACUGACCACCAACAGAAGCAAGACAGUACCAAAUCUUCAAGUCUUACAGGAGACAAGGAACAUGAGUGAGGAGGAAGAGAAGUAAAAGAGGGUACUGAACUGUAAUAAUAAUAAUCGUACACAGUGAUUAAGAGAAAUAAUUUAUGGAAUUGUUGACGAAAACGGUAGGGGAUAAAAACUACCACUUUUUACACAAAUCUCGUCAAUGUCGAGAUAAACAUCAUCAUAAUCAUCAACAACCAAUCAUCCUUCACACUUUGAUCAUCUUGUUCGGGUACAUAAUGUCAUCUUAUCCUCUUCCCACUCCUCUUAUCCUACA